Messenger RNA from Parnassius apollo (apollo), 954 nucleotides. NCBI's taxonomy places the organism in Eukaryota, Metazoa, Arthropoda, Insecta, Lepidoptera, Papilionidae. The record is from the annotation of a GenBank genome assembly.
AUGCCAAAUAAAUAUAAAAAGGAAGAAUUAUCUUGUGAGCUGUACAGUAAUAAGUUUUUCAUGCUAUGUAUGGCUGGUGGAGCUCUUGCUUGUGGCACGACGCAUACCUUCGUUACUCCUUUAGACCUGGUCAAAUGUCGGCUCCAAGUGGAUCCGAGAAAGUACAAAUCAAUAUUCAAGGGCUUUUUUGUAUCUUUCAGAGAAGGAGGUUUAGCCAGUUUGGUCAAAGGUUGGGCGCCGACCUUCUUCGGCUAUUCGUUACAAGGCGCUGUCAAAUUUUCUGGCUAUGAGUACUUUAAAUACAAAUUCGCAGGAAUGAUCGACGAGGAGUCUGCAUAUCUGUACCGGACGUAUUUGUAUCUCACUGCGUCAGCGUCGGCCGAAUUACUUGCAGAUGUGGCUUUGUGCCCGUUCGAAGCGGUUAAAGUACGAAUGCAGACAACGCCCUAUUACACGUCACAGAUGCGAGAGGCCAUGCCGCAUAUGCUCGCCACAGAAGGCUUUGGCGUUUUCUACAAGGGAAUCGUGCCUUUAUGGGCGCGGCAGGUUCCGUACACAAUGAUGAAAUUCGCUUCGUUUGAAAAGACGCUUGAAUAUCUCUACGCAAAACUCGUUCCUAAGCCAAGAGACGAGUGCACGAAGGGUGAACAGCUAAUCGUGACUUUCACGGCUGGUUACAUCGCUGGAGUACUUUGCGCGAUAGUCUCACACCCAGCUGAUACUAUCGUAUCCAAGUUGAAUAAGGAACCGGGUUCUACAAUAGGUGGGAUUAUGUCUGAGGUGGGUUUACUAGGCAUAUGGCGGGGCUUGACUGCUCGAAUCAUCAUGAUCGGUACCUUGACUGGUUUACAAUGGUUUAUCUACGAUGCAUUCAAAGUGUAUACUGGUAUGCCCCGUCCUCCUCCUCCAACGAUGCCGUUGUCACUAAAGAAGAAGUUAGAAGGAAAUAAAUGA